This is a messenger RNA of Dentiscutata heterogama, 174 nucleotides long. The record is from the annotation of a GenBank genome assembly. NCBI's taxonomy places the organism in Eukaryota, Fungi, Glomeromycota, Glomeromycetes, Diversisporales, Gigasporaceae.
AUGUCGGCUGCGCGUGAGAUUUGUGUUGGCGUCUCUCGAAUUUUUCAUAGCGAUGCACAAAUGCUUGAAUACGCGAUGGAGAUCACAGUUACAAUUACUAACACAGUGUUUAUAAAUACAGCGAUUAACCAAGCGGCAUAUUUAUAUAAUCGCAAGGCUGAUGAUGAUUUCUAA